Messenger RNA from Achroia grisella, 709 nucleotides. Its product is annotated as glutathione S-transferase 1-like. The coding region runs from base 1 to 666 and encodes 221 amino acids. The transcript has a single exon. NCBI's taxonomy places the organism in Eukaryota, Metazoa, Arthropoda, Insecta, Lepidoptera, Pyralidae. Gene Ontology annotation, biological process: glutathione metabolic process. Gene Ontology annotation, molecular function: glutathione transferase activity. The record is from RefSeq and is a predicted model, not a curated record.
AUGCCACUAGUAGUACACAAAACGGAUGGCAGUCCACCUGUCAGGGCUGUACUCAUGACGAUUGAACUUCUCAAACUCGAAGCAGACUUUGUUAGUCAUAAUACUCUAAAGGGAGAUACUAGAAAACCUGAAUACGUUGCAAAGAACCCAAUGCAUACAGUACCAUUGCUUGAAGACGGAGAUUUCAUUCUUGCAGACAGUCACGCUAUUAUAACAUACCUAGUGUCCAAAUAUGGUGGUGAAAAACAAAAGGAUCUGUAUUCUAAUGACUUAAAGAUAAGAGCUACAAUUGAUCAGCGUAUGUACUUCGAUGCUGCAGUAAUAUUCCCGAGAUUUAUUUCCAUAAUAUACACAGUUUUUAUAUAUAAAGCACCAGAGCCUACGCCACAGCAAGUUGAAGAUGUUAAAGAAGCGUAUGGAAUUUUAGAAAGGUAUCUACAGAAGUCCGAGUAUGUAGCUGGAAAUAAUAUAACUGUGGCAGAUAUAUCGAUAGUCGCUACAAUAUCAACGCUUGAUGCAAUGAUUCCAAUUAGUGAUGAAUUCCCAAAAACUAUUGAAUGGCUGAAUAAGUUGAAAGAAACUGAAUUCUACAAGAAGGCAAAUGAACCUGGUUUGGCGGUUAUUUCAAAUGCAUACAAACUAAUGGUUAAGCAGAGAUCAUCGUAACCUUAUUUCAAUAAAUUUGUGUUUUAGUAGUUAUAGUGCUUCU